This is a messenger RNA of Humulus lupulus (European hop), 1546 nucleotides long. RefSeq lists its product as uncharacterized. The record is from RefSeq and is a predicted model, not a curated record. The transcript has 2 exons. The coding region runs from base 123 to 1160 and encodes 345 amino acids. Lineage: Eukaryota; Viridiplantae; Streptophyta; Magnoliopsida; Rosales; Cannabaceae.
UUUCCAUAGUCAGUCCUCAACUCCCAACUUCUUAGCUUCCCUUCAUACUUCUGAGAGUACCCUCUUCACUCUUAAAGCCCUACACAUAACAAAUAUAAUAUAUAUAUAUAUUUACGGCAGAGAUGGUUUCUGUGAAAGCCUUACUGAUUUCGAUAGGUGUUGUGCUCAUGAGUUUAGCCAUGAAAGUGUCUAUUCCAUUGAUGAUGGAGUUCCUGGGUUCUCACGUGCCAUUCAUGUGGAGCUCUUUCGCCACGUGGCUCAGGCCUCCGUAUCUCUACAUCAUCAUUAACGGCAUCAUCAUCACCAUUGUCGCCUCCUCGAGGCUCCAUCACCACCACGAUGAUCAGGUGGAGAUGACUAAACCGGCUCAUGAUCCGAUGACAAACUUUUCGGAUAAACCGGGCAAUAGCAGUAAUGGAUAUUAUGUGGAGACUAAGAUCGUUUCAUCGGAGUUCGGUAUGUCGGAACAGAUCCGGCCGACGCCACUGUACCAACAGAGUGAGGAGGAGGAAGAAGAAGCUGCGGUUACGAAGAGUGAUGAGGCUUAUGAUGAUGAUGAGCCAGUUGAUAAAUACGAAACUCAUGAUCAUCACGAGGCUAUCCUCUCGAGGUCUCUGCUGGUGGAGACACCUUCGCCUCCGAGGAGAAGUGACUCACCGGAAAUAUUUUAUCCACCGGUGGAGAAACCUCUUGUCUCUGCCAGGUUUGCUCACCGGAAACCCUUUAAACCAAUUCCCGAAGGCACAGGUGGAAAGUCGGCGUUGAAAGUAUCGAGGCCCAAACGACACGAAACGAUGGAAAAUACGUGGAAGGCGAUAACGGAAGGCCGUUCGAUGCCGUUAAGUAGGCACAUGAAGAAGUGUGAGUCCUUCGAAAAUAACGGCCGUCAUUUUAACGUGGGUGAGUUAGAACGGUCACAGCCGCUGUUCAAGAAGUCAGAGACUUUCAAGGACCGAACCAAUCAACCCGCGCCAGCUCAGCAUGGGACGUACUCGUCGUCGCCUGUGCCUAGCAAGAUCAGGAAGGAGCCGUCGUUGGGUCAGGACGAGUUGAACAAGCGAGUGGAAGCGUUCAUACAGAAGUUUAACGAGGAAAUGAGGUUGCAAAGGCAAGAGUCGUUGAAUCAAUAUAUGGAGAUGAUUAACCGUGGAAGCCACUAAUUACAUGUUUAUAUAUAUAUUAUUAAAAAAAACAAGUUUACGGGGUUUUUAAAUCUUGUCAAUAGUUCCUAUACUAUCACAAUUUGAUGACGUUAGCUUCAUCGAUUAAAAAAAAAUCUAGAGAUGACAAUUAUGGUUUUUUAAGGGUUCUUUUUGUCAUUCCAUAAUUAGAAGGGUGUGGUAUGGUUCUUUUUUAUCUGUACCCGAAAGAAGGGAGGGGAAAAAAAAUGUCUAUAGAAGCAUAGUACUGAGUGUAUUUCUUUUUAAUUUUUUUAGUGGUUGGUUUGUUCAUCUGUCAAUGAAUGAUUCAUAAAUCAUUAAUAUAUGUUUACUUUUCUUCUGUAUGUAUAAUUAUUGUUUAUACAUACUUUUCUUUUGUAUAUAAA